Messenger RNA from Eublepharis macularius, 1348 nucleotides. It is a transcript of the gene LSM2, whose product is annotated as LSM2 homolog, U6 small nuclear RNA and mRNA degradation associated. The transcript has 5 exons. The coding region runs from base 102 to 389 and encodes 95 amino acids. The record is from RefSeq and is a predicted model, not a curated record. Gene Ontology annotation, biological process: mRNA splicing, via spliceosome. Gene Ontology annotation, cellular component: precatalytic spliceosome; U4/U6 x U5 tri-snRNP complex; U6 snRNP. NCBI's taxonomy places the organism in Eukaryota, Metazoa, Chordata, Lepidosauria, Squamata, Eublepharidae. Gene Ontology annotation, molecular function: RNA binding.
AUAGACGCGCUUGCAACGUCUGUCCAGCCCGGGAACUUCUUUCAAGCACUGAAGGUUUUAUCCACGCGGGUUCUUUGCUGCUGUGAGUGGCAACUCCCGCAAUGCUCUUCUACUCCUUCUUCAAAUCCCUGGUAGGGAAGGACGUGGUGGUUGAGCUGAAGAACGACUUGAGUAUAUGUGGAACUCUGCACUCUGUGGAUCAGUACCUGAAUAUCAAACUCACAGACAUUAGUGUGACAGACCCAGAGAAAUAUCCUCAUAUGUUGUCUGUCAAGAACUGCUUCAUUCGCGGCUCAGUCGUCCGCUAUGUCCAGCUUCCGGCCGACGAGGUUGACACGCAACUCCUGCAGGAUGCUGCACGGAAGGAGGCCCUCCAGCAGAAGCAGUGAUGGUUCUGUUGUCUUCUUUUGUGCUGCCUGGUCCCCUCCCCGGAAAAGCGUUGGAGACAGUGUGGGCAAGAUUCUUUGGGAGAGAACCUUGAAAUAUUUUGUGUCUGUCUUAGUUUUGUCCCUGUUCAGAAAGAGCGGGUAGCGUGCUUGUGUGCCUGUUUCUUGGACCUACCAGAAGAACCAAAUUUUCUAUCUUACUUUCAAAUAGGGUUAUACAUUGUUCGGUCCUGUGGCUUUGUUAGGCACAUAGAAGCCCUUGCUGAAAAAUGGCAGUAAAAAGAUUAGAGAGCCUGGAGCAUGAUUUGUUUUCCUAGAUCUUCCCAUUCCAAGCAUUUGACCCCCAUUGUCUUCAUGGCACUGUUAAAUGAUGGGAGAGAGACUUCUUGGGGCAGAGUGUCCAAUAUUCCAUUUUCCUAUUUUUUAAAAAAGCUCAUUUUUCUAUACUGUGCUUACAAGCAACAGAAUGUGCACUCUGUCCAUUUGCCACUGGCCUUUUCUAGAGAUCUACUGAAGGUGUGUGUCUUACACUUUUGGGGGGUAUUUUCGCCUGCAUUUGACCAGCACAAAUCUUGCUUUUAUUUAUAUUCCAAACAGGUACCAAAAAGUCCUGAAAACUCCCAAGACACUCAUGUGUCAAUUACUUCUGUUCUGUAAACUAUAAUUCAGUCUGUAAUUCAGGGCUCUCUGAGGGGUACUAAGGAUUAAUAAUUUCUAUUUGUGUUAUUUUUGGCCAACAGAGCAUGUUCUGCGGUCAGUUUCUCUAAUCUUCAAAAUGAAGCCCCACCCCCGUUCUGGAUCUUCAGAGGUUUUGAGGCCAUGAAAAAUGAAAUGUGUUCAUUUUUGUGUUUCUGAUCUUUUGUUACCUAUAAACAUCACAAGAGUAUGUGGCUAUUUUUUUACGUGGAUCUCUAAAACUUGUGUAUAAAACUGUAAAAGAAUAAAAUGUUGAAAGUUUGUGA